Molecule: messenger RNA, 543 nt
Organism: Geodia barretti
Lineage: Eukaryota; Metazoa; Porifera; Demospongiae; Tetractinellida; Geodiidae
Source: the annotation of a GenBank genome assembly
AGAAGUGAGAUAUUGAGUAACAGGCAGACACACAGACAGACAGACAGACAACCCAACUACCGUACCCUCGCUGUGCAUGCGCACCGAGGGUAAUAAGGUUCAUCUCUGAAUGAAUGCUCACUGAACUCUAGCUACACCACUCACCUGUAUCUCUCCCAAUGCACACUGCGUCAGCAGCUCCUGAUAGCCCAGGAGAUGUUCAAAGGGAGGCAAAAUCUUACCAGAGAGCACAAAGCUCUCAUCCUUGGUUUCAUGGCCAGAGCCAGAGAAAACCCAUACCCCAACCGUGAGGUGGUGACAAUUAAGCUAAACGACAGGGUGCAGGAGGAGAGUGAGGGGAAGAAGGUUCUCAUUGAGACAGUCUUUGAGAUGAACUACAAGACUGGGAUGUGGAGGAAACUCCAGUACAAGAGACCUCAUCAGUGAAAUAGUUUUACCACUGACAGUAAAGUAUGACUAAGAGCACAUUGGGUACUGAAGGUGUAUGAAUGCAUGAAUUUUAUUACUCUUACUGUUGCACUGAAAAGUACAAAUAAAGUGCUA